AUGGCCUCCAGCACAACUUCAUAUGCAUCCUCCAAGGAGACAACAAAUUAUGCUCGUCUGUGUCGUCUUCUUGUGGAUGUAGGAUCCCAGGCAUUGAGAAACACAUUUGAUAGUAUUCACCCACCGGCAGGCCUACAUGGAGUUCUUACAAAGCCUCCUGUACAUCCAAUACUGCAGACACUUAGAAAGAAGAGAAUUCUUAAUCCCACUCAAUGGGCCAAGCUGUAUCCCCCUUCACCUUCAUCAGUAUCUUCGAAAGAUUUUGACGUCACACUUCUCAUGUUGCUCUUAAGGAAUAUAUGUGGCUUGAUUCCUCCAACCACUGGAUGGGAUAAUCUCCCACCUGCUGCAGAUACGAGUGCUGAAGCCAACAUAGCUAGGGUUAAGUAUUAUAGGAACCAUGUCUAUGGACAUGCCAGCCGGGCAUCUGUAUAUGAUGCAACAUUUAAUACCUAUUGGCAGGAUAUAAGCAAUGCAUUGGUAGGACUGGGUGCAGAUGCUGCUGCUAUCAAUAGACUGAAGACUGAGAGUAUGGAUCCUGUUAUUGAGAAACACUACCAAGUAGUACUGGGGGAGUGGAAGAAAGAUGAUGAUAGCAGUAAAUACAGACUUGAUGAGAUUGAAGGUAACUUGAAAAGUCAGUAAUUAUUGUGGAUUGAAGAAAUAACGAUAAUCUUGUAACACUGUUAUGCAUAAAGAAAUGCUGCAACUGAGGGUGCAAGGCAUGGAUCGUUUCAGUUAAGAGGAUACAUGUCAAGGAAGAGUGUUGGGAACUUCAUGGCCUGCAAUACAUUCCCUAUAUUUUAGUAGGCUGUAAUGACUGGCAAACACCCAAGACCAAGCCUAAAUUUCAGCUGUUCCUUCGAGUUAGCUUCAGCUGACAUUUAGGUUAUCCUAGACCCUCCUGAAAAAGAAAAAAGACGAUUUGUAAAAAAAGUGGUACUGGUGAUGGUAUUUUAUAGCUUUACCCCCCCAAGAAACUCUUGUACCCUUGAGGUAUUCUUGUGAACACUUGCUUGAUAAUGAUUCCAGUUAACUAGACUUUUACCUGUGAUUCCUCCUGGACUGAUCAAUGGAUUUUUGAUUCUGAUAACAAACAGAGCUACUAAAGCGCAUGAAUGAUCAGCUAAUGGAAAGUCAAAGGAAAAUUAUAGAAAGUUUGACAGAUCAUGCAGCAGAAACAAAGCAAGAAAAAGGUAUGUCUAUCACUUUAUAAUAGACCUUGGUUGUAUUCUAGAGGGCACUUAAUAUACAUGCUCUACCUUGCACAACUUACAACCAGAUUUACAUUAAAUUUUCAGCUUAGACCCAUCAAUCGCACCGUUGAAGUUUUUCCCUCUGGUAUUUAAAAGUGAUGAGCCUUUUUUUGCUUUUUGUUUUUUUUUUUCGAAAACAUCAUCAAUUAGUUCUAACCACCAAGAAAAACAGUCUCUUGCCAACGAACAUACUUCUUUAGAUGGAAGGGUAAAUUAAAACAAACAUUAUUUGUAUUUAUUUUUGUAUGUACGCUAUACUCGCCUUUCCUGUUUCAGGUUUCUCUUUUGUCCAGUUUCUGAGACUCAUCUUACAAUGAUAGCACAAUCGCACCCCUUUAAUACGGACACUAGGGGUGGGAUGCGGUAGAAAUAGUGUCCUCAUUUACAGGUGUUUGUUUGAGGGAGAUUGAAUUUAGAGAUAAUGUUAGGGCUUUCCCUGCAACAAAAAAACUGUUUGUAAUAACGAGGUGCCCGCAUUAAGCGGACGUCCGUUGAACUUUAGAGAACUGCUUAUUCAAUAUGUCAAACAUUUGUUAACGUAGUUUCCUUAUUUACAUCAUAAACUAGCUCGGCUGGAAACCUAGUGACUCACAUAAUUUAUUUGAAAAAGUAUGUAAAGAUUAAGGAAUCCCAUCUUUCCACCAUGUAACGUGGGCACACUAUUAUUAUCGAACGACCAAACGCUUGGGUCACUCAUUUCAAAAUGAUAACAUGGAGAUCAGUGCUUGAAAAGAUAUGUGCUUCAGUUUUUGAGAAAUCUACAAUAAGGGACAAAAGUGUUGAGAUAUGUCCAUUGAAUGACCCCUUUUUGCAUAAGGUAGUCAUAUCCCUCUCCCUGUGUACCCCCACCCCAUCCCCCCCAAAUUAAUGUUGUAUCAGGAGCCGAGUCCUGGUUGUACUUUAAACCCUCAAGUUUUUCCUCAACAGCAAGUAACAUUGAUUUGGGGGUGGGGGGAUAAUGAUGUUUAAACAGAAUUGUAUGAUAAAUGGAUGAAAUUGUUGAUAAAAGUCUGCUUUUCAGGCAAGUACUGUGUCAAAGAUUGUAGCUUGCUUGUUGAACAGUGAAUUGAUUGUGUGAUCGCGUACAACAAGGAAGCUACAGAUACCCUCGUCUUUUAUCACAAGCUGCUUCUUGGGGAAUGUUUGUAAUAACGAGGUGCCCGCAUUAAGCGGACGUCCGUUGAACUUGGUUAGACUAACGCGGUGCUAUGAUUUUUUUUUCUAUCAGGUGCUUUUGACCCAACUGAAUUUAUCGAUGGCAUUCGCCAACUCUACAGCACCCGUGAAAGAUGGAUUGCACCCUUUCCGUGGUGGGAAAAAUUUCGGUUAAGCCUUGAUAACAAUUUUACCAGACUCAAAAUAGUGAGCAGGAAGAAAGAAAGAGGGAAAAAGACUGAUGAAACUGUUACGAUGAAGGAUAUCUUCAAACCACACGAGGAAUGCUUACAUCCUAGGACGGUGUUGAUUGAAGGGAAGCCAGGUAUAGGAAAGACCACAUUCUGUAAUAAACUUGCUUACGACUGGGCAACGAAGAAGCAAGGGGAGGAAAAUCCUUCAGGAAGUUUAUUCCCAAACUUCCAACUAGUUUUGUUGCUUAAGUGCCGAGAAAUAGAGUCUUACCUUUGCCGGGAAGGACAGCUUUUACCUCGAUCCAAGAAGGAACAACUGGAAGAAAUCUUUAAAUCCGUUCUUUGGAACGCCAUUGAUGAUCAACUUCUACCUCAAGAUGUCACAAAAGAAGAAAAGGAGGAAUUCUUCAAAUUCAUUCGCCACAAUCAGCCAGACAUUUUACUGGUACUUGACGGAUUGGAUGAGUUGCCUACCAAUAUGUUACCAGCGUUUAAGGAAGUAAUUCAAGGAAGAAUCUUACAGAGAUGUCACAUUGUAGUCACAGCACGACAGGAGGUUGGUAUGGAGGUGCGCGAAUGCUGCGAUAGGUUGCUAGAAAUUGAAGGUUUUACCAAAGACGACGCCCGAGAGUUUAUCGUCAAAUACUUCAAAGAGGACGCUCAUUUGGCCGAGAAGCUAUUAAUCAAACUAAACCUUGACGAAAACCUCAGACAGUUGACAGAAAGUCCUUUAAACACUGUACUUCUUUGUCUCCUAUGUGAAGACUUUGACGGAAUAUUUCCAGAGAGUGGUACACAGCUGUAUCUAGAAAUAGUAGACUGUGUUCUUAGAAGAUACAUGAAAAAGAAUGGUUUACCACUACCAAAGGCCAAGGGCGAAGACCUUACUAAGCUAUACAAGACUCAACUGAAACAACUUGGCUCGAUCGCGUUGAGCGGCCUCCUUCAGAAUAACAUGUCCUUUGAGGAAAGCAAGUUUGAAAAUUGUUCAGACGAAUUACCAGAAUUUGGCUUUUUGUCCGUUGAGUGUAGUCGGAGCAAACUGCGACCAUCUUUAUUCUAUUCCUUUUUACAUAAAACAUUUCAGGAACUAUUUGCAGCAUUUUACCUGUGUUGCCAAAUUCUGGAUAACACAAUUUUUCCAGAAAACAUGAUAACCGACCAUAGAUAUUUCCAUGAGCUCAAACAAGUGCUUGUGUUCACUUGCGGCCUGUUAGCUUUGCAAUCUGAAGAAAAGGUAAAGCCUUUGAUCGCCAGUAUUGCUGUUCAAGCAGACAAUGAUGAUAAAUUAUUGGUGGCAUUACAGUGCAUUGGCGAAUGUAAAAACGACUCACCUUCUUCUCCUCAUUGGCUGUUAGCUCAAACCCUUGGUUCCAUUAUUCAAAUAAAGGAGCUGAACCUGUCAGGCGACUGCCUUGGUCUUAAUGAGUGUACUGCACUGGCAGAAACAAUCAAGCACAAUUCAACAAUAACACAGUUGGAUUUGUCAUACAAUGACCUUGGUGAGGCUGAAUGUAUUGCACUAGCAGAAGCAAUCAAACACAAUUCAACAAUAACACAGUUAAAUUUGAGUGACAGUCUUCGAGGCGAUAGUCAGUGUACUGCGCUGGCGGAAGCAGUCAAAUACAAUUCAACACUUACAGAGUUGGAUUUGUCAUACAAUCACCUUUUUGCUGGUGAUUGUGACGCAUUUGCGGAAGCAAUCAAACACAAUUCAACAAUAACACAGUUGGAUUUAUCAUACAAUCAACUUGAUGAUGAUGGCUGUACUGCACUGGCGGAAGCAAUCAAACACAAUUCAACUAUGAUACAGUUGGAUUUGUCAUACAAUCUCCUUGGUACUGGUGACUGUACUGCUCUGGCGAAAGCAAUCAAACACAAUUCAGUAUUAACACAUUUGGAUUUGUCAUGCAAUGUAUUUGGUGCUGGUGACUGUACUGCGCUGGUGGAAGCAAUCAAACACAAUUCAGCAAUAACACAGUUGGAUUUGAGAGGCAGUUUUCGUGGUGCUGAUUACUGUCAUGUACUGACGGAAAUAAUCAAACACAAUUCAACAAUAACGCAGUUGGAUUUGUCAUACAAUGGCCUUGGAUUUGGUGACUGCACUGCUCUGGGGGAAGCAAUCAAACACAAUUCAACUAUAACACUGUUGGAUUUGUCACACAAUGAGCUUUGUUAUGGUGACUGUACUGCACUAACGGAAGCAAUCAAACACAAUUCAACAAUAACGCAAUUGGAUUUGUCAAACAAUAUCCUUGGUGCUGGUGAAUUUGGUGCACUGGUGGAAGCAAUCAUUUGCAAUUCAACAAUAACACGGUUGGAUUUGUCACACAAUGACAUCGAUGCUGGUAACUGUACUGCACUGGCGGAAGCAAUCAUUUGCAAUUCUACAAUAACACAAAUAAAUUUGUCAAACAAUGGCCUUGGUUUUGGUGACUGCACAGCACUGGCGGAAGCAAUUAAACACAAUUCAACAAUAACGCAUUUGGAUUUGUCCUUUAAUAGCCUUGGUGCUGGUGACUUUACUGCACUGGCGGAAGCAAUCAAACACCAUUCAACAUUGACACAGUUGGAUUUGUCAAGCAAUCUCCUUGAUGAUUCUGACCGUAAUGUAUUGGCGGAAGCAAUCAGACACAAUUCAACAAUAACGCUGUUGGAUUUGUCACACAAUCUCCUUGGUACUGGUGACUGUACUGCACUGGCAGAAGCAAUCAAACAUAAUUCAACAUUAACACAGUUGGAUUUGUCACGCAAUGGCUUUGGUACUGGUGACUGCACUGCACUGGCUGAAGCAAUCAAACACAAUUCAACAAUAACACAGUUGGAUUUGUUACACAAUCAACUCGGGAACGGUGACUGCACUGGUUGA
This is a messenger RNA of Porites lobata, 5474 nucleotides long. The record is from the annotation of a GenBank genome assembly. Lineage: Eukaryota; Metazoa; Cnidaria; Anthozoa; Scleractinia; Poritidae.